Molecule: messenger RNA, 1370 nt
Organism: Rosa chinensis
Lineage: Eukaryota; Viridiplantae; Streptophyta; Magnoliopsida; Rosales; Rosaceae
Product: hyoscyamine 6-dioxygenase
Exons: 4
Coding region: 175-1206 (343 amino acids)
Source: RefSeq, a predicted model, not a curated record
CUGACCCUUUCGUCCUUUACCGCCCACUCCUUUCGUCCAUUACCGCCCACUGGUCCAUCAUAAAUCAAGAUAUUCUGCUUUAUCCAAAGGCAAAUAUAUUAUAUAUGAACUGGCUUGGCUCUUCAAUAUUCAUCUCAAGGUCAGAUUGAUCAAGGUAGAAGCGAAGCAAAGAAAAUGGAGAAGCUUGUUCCAAACUGGUACAGUGCUGCUCAACCCUUGCCUGAGACAUACAUAUUCCCACCUGAUGCAAGACCAGGGAAGUUUAGCGUUGCUCCUUCAAUAUCCAACGACAUUCCAGUGAUUGAUCUAGGAUCACAGAGUCAUGAUCGAGCUCUUGUGAUCCAGCAAAUACUUGAGGCUAGCCAAGAAUUCGGUUUCUUUCAGGUAAUCAACCAUGGCAUACCAGAAGCUUUAAUGAAUGACACAAUGGAUGUGUUCAAGGAGUUCUUUGAGUUGCCUCUAGAGGAAAAGAGGGCAAGCAUCUACUCUGAUGACCCCAACAAAGUCUGCAAGCUCGUACAUAGCAGUGUUAAUUAUGACUGGGAGGAAGUUCAUCUUUGGCGCGAUUUCCUCCGACACCCUUGUGAACCUUUAGAAAAAUUCAUGCCAAUUUGGCCUCGGAAACCGAUUAAAUAUCGAGAGCAUGUUAGCAAAUGUUUCACUCAAGUGAAGAAAGUGGCUUUGGACAUUUUGGAGUUGAUCGGUGAAGGACUUGGGAUAGGAUCAGAGUAUUUCAAUGAUGAACUUAGCAAAGAGACUGACAUCUUUGUUAAUCACUAUCCACCUUGUCCUGACCCAAGUUUGACACUUGGAAUAACUAAACACUCUGACCCACAGCUGAUCACAAUUUUACUUCAAGGGGAUGUCAGUGGCCUUCAAGUUCUCAAGGAUGGGGAAUGGAUUGGAGUGGAACCUAUUUCAAAUGGACUGGUGGUUAACAUAGGCUAUCAAUUACGGAUCAUUAGUAAUGGAAAGCUCAAGUGUGCUGAACAUCGAGUGGUGACGAAUUCAAGUACUGUUCGGACGACGAUUGGAUUUUUCAUUACACCCUCCCCUGACUGCUAUAUAGAACCUGCAGCAGCUCUUAUUCAUGCAAGCAAUCCCCGACUCUAUAAAGGCUUCCGAUAUGAAGAGUUUCGUGCCAACUACUUUAGGAAGCAGGGGAAAACCGAAGUUGUGCUUGAACCCUUCAAAAUCGAAUCUUAGCACUGUUGAUGAUGAUGGUGUUAUUGCUUUAUGUUCAAGAGUCUUGUGCAUUGAAUAAAUGUCUUGCUGCUUAAUUGAUGUGGAGGCAAAGACAGAACAACUAGUUGAAAUUUAUUCGUAAUAAUACUCAGGGACGUCUCAAUGGUAACCUGUGUUUUUUUUUU